AUGGCGAUGACAAUGGCAAUUCAACAGCUCAAGGGCGACCUGUGUGGUCACGGCUAUGCGGCGGGUCCCGGGGCAGCCGACGACGACGACUUUGAAGGCGAAGGCGACGCCUCCGAUAGCAGGGAGUGGAAACCCGAGGUCUGUUUCACGGCCACCGAUGUGGAGUACGGGGGGAGGGUGGUGGACCUCACCGCGAACAUCACCAGGGGGGCGCUGGAGAAGAUCCCCGGGCGCGAGGGGAUGUGGAGGGUGCCACACAACGUCAAGGACGCCUCUGGUAACUCGGCGAAGGUGUUCUACUACAAAAUUGCCGUCGAAGAGGUGGACGUCCUGGAGUCCCUCCAAGGCUCGGCGGAGAUCCUCCAUCAAGAAAUGUCCGAGCUCUUCUUGAUGCGGAUUGCCGUCGCCGCCCUCCUGGUGCUGCUGCUGUUCCCCCUGGUGUGGAGGGUGCUCAUGUUCGUCCGGGUUGUGUUGGCUGCGGCGAAGGUGGUCUUCUUCCCCUACUCGAUGAUCAGCUCCAGGGAGGACUUCAAGCUGGGGUACGGGUUCUUGCUUCGCGUGAAGUCGAUGGGGAUGGGUAGCGCCAUCGAUCGGGAGCGCAAGAUUGCCACGUACUGGGCGCGCUUGAUCGACGAGGCCGACGCUUACGACGAGAACGGCGGAGGCCACGACACCGACUGACUGAGAGACAGGCGUGUCAAUGGGGGGGGGGCACGCUGUAAACGCGAGAGAUUUAACAUUAUAAGCUGGCUCUCGGUGUUGUUUGUAUGCUUCUUUCUCUUUCUCUGGUGAUGUGUGUCGUCUGGUCGCGUAUUAGCAUAUGUCUUGUGCAUUCCGAAUUCUAGCUUUGUGUGUUGUGUGAUGGUGGUUUUUCUCUUGUCCUGUAUGGGUUUUAAGAACGUCGGUAAUCUGGUUCCCGUGGCAUCAUUCCCAAUUCGGGCUCGGCCAGGCUGAGAAGGUGGGGAAAGCCCGCUUUUGGGGCUGGUGCAUGCAAACGUGCUGCCGAUCGUGUCAACCUUCGCGCGUUGGAGCUUGUCGGCACUUGCACUCGGUGCGGUGCUUGCUGCGAUAGGACAUUAUUGGUUAACGUGCUGUCGCCUCCCCCCGUGGUUAAAGUGUCGUGCACUUGCUGAAGAGACAACAUAGGUAACCCAGUGAGCAGCAUUGCUGGUAAUCGUAGAUUUUAUUGCUGCUGCUGCUGCUGCUGCUGCUGCUGCUGCUGCUACCGCUGCUACUGCUGCUGUUGUGUCCUCGCGCUGACCUGCAUCGUUUUUUUCUCCGGCCCUGGGCUUGUUGUUCUGGUCAGCGGUCGUGUGGUCGAUGUGGUCGAUGUGGUCGAUGUGGUCGAUGUAGUCGAUGUGGUUGAUAGGCUGCUGUUGUGUUUCGUUUCUCCCCUUCCUCCGGAGGUGGACGGAGAGAGAGACAGAACAGAGGAGCCAAAGGGUUGUACGGCCGUAUUUCGCGUCUUGUGUGCACGUAUCACGUACCAUCAUUCUUCGCCACGACGUUUGCGCGUGUCUCGAGUUGAAUCAACUCUUCACGAUGUCGGACAACGCAUGAACGGCGGCGUGUGGUGCUGUAGUCUUGAAGGUAGCGUGGGUACGACUUUUUCCCUUGCAGGUCGACCCGUGGUUGGGUAGAACAGGGCAGAGCAGGAGGUGGGAGAGUGCGCCGCGGGUGCUAUAGUGCGAGUAAGGCCUGCGUGUGUGUGCGUUUCAGGCGCGGUGUCCGGAAUUGAGACGGCGGUGUGGCAGCGCCUUGCUUGUUUUUUUUGCAUCCGUUUUUUUGUUUGAUCGUGUCGUGGGAGGGAGGGAGGGUGGUCCGGUUUUGUUGUGGUGCACCCCCAGGUUCUGAUUCAUCCUGACACGUUGGCACGAAGAAUGGGAGAGAGAGAGGCGCUGCACACAUGUUGAUGGCUGGUUCGUUGUAGUCCGGGUCUUUGUGCGUUUCGGCUAGGAACUUCAUGCGCUUUAUUUACUGCUGUAGUUCCCGUUCCGUUUUGGAGAAACAGAAAACGUGCUUCUUGUCUGUCUGUGUGUUCGUUUCUCCUUCCUGUGGUGUGUAUCAUUGUGGAGGUAGAUAGACGUGUGCCCGCUAUUUUUUUUUUUGCGUUUCGGCUCGCGGUAUUUGGUAGGAUGGAAAAAACAACAAGGGUAAAGAGACCGAAGAAUGAACGCGCGGGCUGGCGUCGUUGAACCCCGGUGCUGCUGCUGUGGCGGCAAGCAAUGAUGGAUGAUGAUGAUUAUGAUGAUGUUGUUGUUCUGCUCGAAGGGGUGCGUUGUGUUGGUGUCGGUGCGGGUCUGCCUUGAAUAAGGCUAAUAUUUUUGCUUGGCUUAGUGUGAUUUGCUCUGUAUUCAGGUAGAGAAGCACAACAUCCACGCACGCACCUGAACCACCU
This is a messenger RNA of Ectocarpus sp. CCAP 1310/34, 2398 nucleotides long. NCBI's taxonomy places the organism in Eukaryota, Phaeophyceae, Ectocarpales, Ectocarpaceae. The record is from the annotation of a GenBank genome assembly.